Messenger RNA from Trichophyton rubrum CBS 118892, 360 nucleotides. RefSeq lists its product as uncharacterized. The record is from RefSeq and is a predicted model, not a curated record. Lineage: Eukaryota; Fungi; Ascomycota; Eurotiomycetes; Onygenales; Arthrodermataceae. The coding region runs from base 1 to 360 and encodes 119 amino acids. The transcript is spliced from 2 exons.
AUGUCGCGGACCUACACCCUCAUUUACGAUACCCUGGAGGAGAACGGCAUUUCAGCGGGCGAGGAGUUCCUCGAGUGGCCUAUUGAGAAGCUCCACCAUGAUGCGUCCACCCUUGGACUUAAUUGUGGACGAAGAGGGCAACUGCGACAUGAGCAAGAACCACUGGGCGAUUGCUGUGGAGACUGCCCAUGGACAAAUCCGAUACAUCGGCAACUUUCUGCAUCAGGCGAUACUCUUGGGUUGGAACAAGUACAAGAUUAUUUGCCAUACGUGUGUACAAUAAAUGAUGACCUGGACGAGGAUGACCCCGACUAUUUAACAAAAGUCUUCAAGCCAAUCGAGGAGGGAGAAUUGCUGUAG